Ctenopharyngodon idella (grass carp) is the source of this 3854-nucleotide messenger RNA. It is a transcript of the gene tnfrsf1b, whose product is annotated as tumor necrosis factor receptor superfamily, member 1B. Gene Ontology annotation, molecular function: tumor necrosis factor binding; tumor necrosis factor receptor activity. Gene Ontology annotation, biological process: positive regulation of membrane protein ectodomain proteolysis; positive regulation of myelination; negative regulation of neuroinflammatory response. The record is from RefSeq and is a predicted model, not a curated record. Bases 122 to 1456 code for a protein of 444 amino acids. Lineage: Eukaryota; Metazoa; Chordata; Actinopteri; Cypriniformes; Xenocyprididae. The transcript is spliced from 9 exons.
AUGUGUCAUACACGCCGUCGCUUCCUGAUUGCAGGGGGACUGCGUCGUUCAGCAUUUCCGGGACGCGAAGAGCUCGAGUGAUGGUCAGUUCGCAGUCAGUCUCGCGGGUCGCCGAAGGAUCAUGUUGAUUCUCAUCUCACGGUUUAUAUUUAUGACGGCGGUGUGGCGCGUGGCGGAGGGGAAGGCACCACUUCCAUAUAGCUCAGAUGGAAAAUGUAACAACUUGACCUCUGAAUAUUACCACAAAGAACUGCAAAUAUGCUGCAGUAAAUGCAAACCAGGGACGCGUCUGCAUGUGCAUUGCACUAGGAAUUCAGACGCCGUCUGUGAACCCUGUCAACAAGGGCAGUACUCAGAAAAUUAUAACCAUUUUAAAAAUUGUUUCAGCUGUCCACAAUGUAAAGAUGAGAAAGGACUGGCUUAUGGCACGAAGUGCUCCGCUGAUACCAGAUCUGUUUGCGUUUGCAAGCCUGGAAUGUUCUGUUCUGUUUUCCUUUCUGAAUGUGAGGAAUGUAGAAAAUAUAAAUCCUGCAAACCUGGUGAAUACACAGCCAGAAAAGGAACACCUAAAAAUGAUGUCAAGUGUGCACCGUGUCCACCUGGAACGUUUUCAAACCACAUUAAUGCUGAGUCCUGCCAACCACACACACAAUGUGAAGGUGGUUCAGUUUUAAGACAAGGCAACUCUACAGCUGACACACUGUGUGAUGUGACACCACCCCCUUCAACAACAACAGAGGUUUCUCUUCAGACUUCAUCCAAGCAUCCUCAUUCUCGCUUAAGAGGACCGAGUAGUGUCUGGAGUCAAACGGAGGAAGCACAGCCCACGAACACAACCACCACACCAUCUCUGCUUCCAUCAAGCAGCACGACAGCAAGCAAAACCACAACAAGCUCUGACAUAGAUACCCCAACUAUAAUCUACUGCACUGUUAUAGUUUGUGGUGUUCUGGUUUUGCUGACGCUGGCAGUGAUGGUGAUUACUUGCAAGUUACGAAAGAGAAAAGCAGGUAUAAAAAAGGUUCCGGUCGCAGGGGGCAACAAGCUAGUGCAGGAUUCCUCAGAGAGCGGCACACUUGAUCAUCACUGUCUAUUACACGCUGACAAGUGCCAGAAGGAACCCUCCAUGACUUCAUCGGACAGCCAGAGUCAGCCAGACUCCAGCCAGAGUCACAGCAGCGGUGAUUGGCUGGAACGCACCAGCCAGGAGGAAUCCAUACCGGAGCAGCUGUCUGUUUCCAGCCCGUUAGUUAAUCUCAGCAUCACGGCCACCUUCAACUGCCAGGUGAAUCCGACGACAGCUUCCUGUUCCAUCCCUCUGAACCCAUCUACACUGACACCCCAUAUUGAAGCUCCGGUACCGCUUUCUCAAGAGGAGGUCUGUAUAUCCUGCCAACAGGAGGACGGCAAAGAAGCUCUGCAGUCAGUGCAGGAGAGCAGCCCGUGUGCCUUCUGAUAAGAUGAACUGAUAAAAUGUAUAGCCUAAGUUUAGAUAAAUGUAUUUGCCAAAUGCCCGAAUGCAAUGAAAUGUUACACAGGGAUUUAAAAGACAUUUAUUGCAUUUUCAAAUGUAAGGCUGAUAUACAAAAUAGCUUAUGUUAGUACUUAAAGGGACCGUUCACCCAAAAAUAAAAAUUCUGCCAUUAUUUACUCGCCCUCAAGUUCUUCCAAACCUGUACGAGUUUCUUUCUGUUGUUGAACACAAAAGAAGAUAAUGUUGGUAACCAGACAGUUGACGGUAGCCAUUGACUUCCAUAGAAUUAUUUUCCUACUAUGGAAGUCAGUGGGGUCUAUCAAUGGUUUGGUUACCAAAGAAAGAAACUCUUGCAGGUUUGAAACAAGUUGAGAAUUUUAAUUUUUGGGUGAAAUGUCCCUUUAUGAGUUAAUUAGGGGUUACCGAUAUGUUUUUCACCAUCUGAUGCUCAUAUCGCUUGACCUCCGGUGUGAAUUCUUUACAUUAGUGACGUUUCAUUGUUAUAAAGCUUUAUGAUUACGUAUUUAGUAAUUGUCUUUGACAUUUGACCCAUAAAAUGCUCCUCCCUGAUGAUACUUAAAGGGUUAGUUCACCCAAAAAUGAAAAUAAUGUAAUUUAUUACUCACCCUCAUGUCGUUCUACACCCGUAAGACCUCCGUUCGUCUUCGGAACACAAAUUAAGGUCCAUAAAGGUACUAAAAACAUAUUUAAAACAGUUCAUGUGAGUUAAGUGGUUCUAUCUUAAUAUUAUAAAAUGACAGGAAUACUUUUUGUGCGCCAAAAAAACAAAAUAAAGACUUUUCAACAAUAUCUAUAUGGGCCGAUUUCAAAACACUGCUUCAGAGCUUUACGAAUCGAAUCAGAGCGCCAAAGUCACAUGAUUUCAGCAGUUUAGUCGUUUGAUAGGAGAUCCGAAUCACUAAUUCGAAACAAAAGAUUCAUAAAGCUCAGAAGCUUCAUGAAACAGUGUUUUGAAAUCGGCCCAUAGAGAUAUUGUUGAAAAGUGGUUAUUUUGGGGUUUUUUGGCGCACAAAAAGUAUUCUUGUCGCUUUAUAAUAUUAAGAUAAAACCACUGAACUCACAUGAACUGUUUCAAAUAUGUUUUUAGUACCUUCAUGGACCUUGAGAGUUUGAAUGGCCUUAUUGAGCCAUCGGAUUUCAUCAACAAUAUCUUAAUUUGUGUUCCGAAGAUGAAUGAAGGUCUUAUGGGUGUAGAACGACAUGAGGGUGAGUAAUUAAUGGCAUUAUUUUUUGGGGGGGGUGAACUAUCCCUUUAAAGGAUUAGUUGACUUCUGAAUGAAAAUUUCCUGAUAAUUUACUCACCUCCAUAUCAUCCAAGAUGUUCAUGUUUUUCUUUCUUCAGUCGAAAAGAAAUUAAGGUUUUUGAGGAAAACAUUCCAGGAUUUUUCUCCAUAUAGUGGACUUAACUGGGUUAAACAGGUUGAAGGUCCAAAUUGCUGUUUCAGUGCAGCUUCAAAGAGCUCUACAUGAUCCCAGACGAGGAAUAAGGGUCUUAUCUAGCAAAACAAUCGGUCAUUUUAAAAAAAAAAAGUAUAUAUUUUUUAACCACAAAUGCUCGUCUUGCACUGCUCUGCGAUGCACCACGCAUUACGUUGAAAGGUCACGCGUGACGUAGGCAGAAGUACCGCGGUAGGGUGAAAAACUUCAUCUAAUUUAUCAGGAAAUUUUCAUUCAGAAGUGAACUAAUCCUUUAAAGGGAUAGUUCAUCCAAAAAUGAAAGUUGUUCCAAACCUGUAUGAGUUUCUUUGUUCUGUGGAAAUUAAAAGGGUAUGUUCUGAAGAAUGUUGGUAACCACACAGUUUCUGGUCCCCAUUGACUUCCAUAGUAUUUUUUUUCAUACUAUGGAAGUCAAUGGGGACCAACAACUAUUUGAAUACCCACAUUCUUCAAAAUGUCUUCUUUUGUGUUCAACAGAGCAAAGAAACUCAACUACUUGGGGGGUGAGUAAAUGACAAAAUUUUCAUUUUCAUCCCUUUAAUGAAUAGUAAACAGAUUUGUUUAGAUAUAUGAAGCUAGCGCCACCCAGUGGUUAUUUUCUCUACCUCCCUUGCAAAUCUACAAGGUGUUUUACUGUCCUAUUGUUUUUUCCCAUGACAAUAAAUAGACUCCGUGAAUGUGUUUUUAGGGAUUACAUGAGAUGAAUGAGAAGUAGAACCUUCUGUUACAGCACGUGUUGUCCAAAUCUUUUGAUAGAUUACAAUGGAGUCAACAUACUGUAUAUUUUGCAAAGCCAAGUAUUUUACCAAAGAUGAUAGAUAUGUAUAUAGUUAUUUUUAUAUGUUUUAAACUUGUAAAUGAAUUGUUGUCAUUGUAAAAAAAAAAUUGUAUAUAUACGUAUAAAACACAAUGUUAUUAAUAA